This is a messenger RNA of Fomitopsis serialis, 951 nucleotides long. RefSeq lists its product as uncharacterized. The transcript has 13 exons. NCBI's taxonomy places the organism in Eukaryota, Fungi, Basidiomycota, Agaricomycetes, Polyporales, Fomitopsidaceae. The record is from RefSeq and is a predicted model, not a curated record. The coding region runs from base 1 to 951 and encodes 316 amino acids.
AUGGCGACCUCUGAACCGGAGGAAGUCCCGCCGCCGUACGCCGCGGUGUUCAUGACUGAAUAUUACACGGCCAACUAUUGCACCGUUGCUAUCUCUGCGUUGAUUGUCUAUGAGCAUAUGAUCACGAUUCUUGACGAGGUGCAGCAUUUCUGGCAUGGAAGGCUAACAGGAUCCAAAGUGCUUUUCUUCACGAACCGUUACGCCCUAUUGGGAUUUGCUCUAUUCAAUCUGGGUGGAAUGGCACCUUCGAACACUGCACUCAACGAUGUCGCAAGGGGUAAUAGUUGCGGAGGUUUAAGUGUCGUACUCAAUCUCUGUAUCUUCAUUCUCUACGCUACAGAAGCAGUAUUUGCUGCCCUGAGAGCAUUCGCAAUCAGUGGAUUCAACUGGCCGGCCGCGCUACUCGUCCUGAUACUUGGCUCUCUCACUAUCUGGCCGAAUAUCUAUCUAAUCGCCAAAACGACUUACUAUCUCGAAAGUUAUGGCAGUGCAGUGGCAUGCGCGAACACCCCGGAUGUCUCCGGCGAAUCCUACUACAGAUGUGCUGUCAGCGCGAUCCUCUGUGACGCUCUCGUGCUCGCGAUUACAUGGUGGAGGACAUGGGGGAUCAAGAAAGCAGCCGAACACGCUCGGAUGUCAACACCACUUGUGACUAUUUUGUUGCGGGAUGCUCUCAAUAUCGCACAAGCAGUCGUCCAGAUAUACGAUGGGGCCAUCGACUACCUGUCCUAUUUCCUCACACCGCUCCCCGCCAUCUGCAUCUCGCGCUUCCUCUUCAACCUCCACUCCAGCUCGAGUCUGUCGCAGCUCGCAACAGCGUCGACUUCGCAAUCGGAGACCGCCCCAGCGGGAAAUACCUGGGCUUGGGAAUUACCCGGGGAGCAAAGCGAACACCAGACCGAGGGCACUGAGAUGACCGCGAUCGAAGCAAGACAUGUGGGUGAAGCUUGA